Messenger RNA from Lolium rigidum, 1045 nucleotides. Its product is annotated as eukaryotic translation initiation factor 6-2-like. The coding region runs from base 85 to 825 and encodes 246 amino acids. Gene Ontology annotation, molecular function: ribosomal large subunit binding. The transcript has 7 exons. Lineage: Eukaryota; Viridiplantae; Streptophyta; Magnoliopsida; Poales; Poaceae. Gene Ontology annotation, biological process: assembly of large subunit precursor of preribosome; ribosomal subunit export from nucleus; maturation of 5.8S rRNA. The record is from RefSeq and is a predicted model, not a curated record. Gene Ontology annotation, cellular component: preribosome, large subunit precursor; nucleolus; cytosol.
CCUGCCCCGCCGGCCCGCCGCGUCCCCAACCCCCCGCUAAACCCUACUCGCCGGCGACAGAGGUUUCCCCGAGCGCAUCCGACAAUGGCGUCCCGUCUCAAGUUCGAGAGCUCGUGCGAGAUCGGGGUCUUCGCGAGGCUCACCAACGCCUACUGCAUCGUCCCCGCCGGCUGCUCCGAUAGCUUCGUCAGUGUGUUUGAGAACGAUCUGGCCGACGCCGUCCCGGUGGUCAAGGCGUCCAUCGGCGGCACGAGGAUCCUGGGGAGAUUGUGCGUCGGUAACAAGAACGGGCUUCUGCUGCCAAAUACCACCACCGACCAGGAGCUUCAGCACCUCACGGACAGCCUGCCUGACCAGGUGGUCGUCAAGCGGGUCGACGAGCGCCUCUCUGCCCUCGGCAACUGCAUUGCUUGCAACGACCAUGUGGCGCUCACAAACCCAGAUCUGAACAAGGAAACCGAGGAGAUCAUCUCAGACGUUCUUGGAGUGGAGGUGUUCAGGCAGACCAUCGCAGGGAACAUCCUCGUCGGCAGUUUCUGCGCCUUCUCCAACAAAGGGGGACUGGUUCACCCGCAGACCUCGGUGGAGGACCUCGAGGAGCUGUCGACGCUGCUGCAGGUGCCCCUCGUCGCUGGCACAGUGAACCGGGGAAGCAAUGUCGUUGCGGCCGGCAUAGCGGUCAACGACUGGGCGGCCUUCUGCGGGUCAGACACCACUGCCACUGAGCUCUCGGUCGUGGAGAGCGUCUUCAGGCUCAGGGACGGCCGGCCAGGGGCGCUCGGCGCCGAUGUCAGGAAAUCCUUGGUUGAAAGCUGCUUUCUCUAGGGCCCUUUGCUUGUGUUUUGGCCUGGGGGAUUGAUUAAAGUGGCCGCCAUGAUAUCUCCCUUGAUGUAUCUGCAUUUCUUUCCAUUAAACCUGUUAUGAGACGUGUACUAAGAUUGCUUACUAAGAGAAUCUGGAAAAGCUUUUCGCCAAUCAAGGUAGCAUUAAGCUAAGAAUAAGGCUUGUUUUAACUAAUACAGGGUUCUUUUUUUCCCCUACCGAA